Daphnia magna is the source of this 891-nucleotide messenger RNA. RefSeq names its product protein LSM12 homolog (gene Lsm12a). Bases 83 to 655 code for a protein of 190 amino acids. The record is from RefSeq and is a predicted model, not a curated record. NCBI's taxonomy places the organism in Eukaryota, Metazoa, Arthropoda, Branchiopoda, Diplostraca, Daphniidae. The transcript has 5 exons.
ACCCAGCGUUGUCUGAUCGUAGUGUUGUUGUGUGUCGCUCAGUUUUUUUGGAGGAUUUUUCUGUUUCUUCUGGAGCCAAAAUAUGGCGUCGGAUGGCAAUGAGUACUUUUCGGUCGGAAGUCUAGUUUCGUGCAAAACAUGCCAUAAUCAAGUAAUUGAAGGUGAAGUGCUUGCCUUUGAUCAACCUACCAAAAUGCUGAUUCUCAAAUCACCUUCUUCGUGUGGGAGAUCCUCUGUCAACGAUGCACAUGUUGUAAAUCUUGGACAAGUGAGUGAUGUCCAAGUAAAGAGAGAAGCAACUUCCUCUCCACCCCCCCAUCCAGUUCAAAAUGUUGAAAGGCUAAAAAAAAGGGUGCGUCUGGAGGUGGAAAGAAAGCAACAUAUGAUAACUGCCCUGGAGUCUGGUGUUUCUCCCGAAGGGCUUAAGCUGUUCAGUGCUGUCAAACGAACGAUCGAUGAUGUAGCGUGGGAAGGAAAAAACAUUCGAGUCAUGAAUGAAGUGACAAUUACCCCUCCGUAUCAUCCAGAAAAUGUCCAGGGCAAUAUGGAAAAGGCUGUGAACCAUGUUAGGAAAAUUGUUGAAAAGUAUAUGAAAGAUCAUUCAGAUACAAAAGGCUCCAGCACCGAAAACAGUAAUACAGUAGUUUCUCCGUGAAUUAAGGCAAAACUUGGCCCCACUUUUUCACGACGACCAGUACCAUUUUCUACAUCCUGCUUCACCAUCUUCUCAAACUCUAGAUAAUAAAUAAAUACAACUCCAAUUAAGCAAAGAGAGAAUGCUGGUUCUUCACAGCUGUAAAAUACGUCCCGAUAAAAGAGACUUGAUGAUUUUCGGAGCGUGUAGUGGCGUAUGAAAUGGCGAGAUGAUAUACAAUGAUAACUUCUUGUUUA